AUGUCUCAAGAGGACAAAGAAGUAGAACAACCACCUCCUAUCUCCCUUCUCUGGGAGGAAGUCAAGGAGAUAUUGUACUUCUGGCUUAAGUUAAAGGCGCUUACUUACAAAACAUACCCACAUGACAGUGUGCUGUGCUUUACUUUUCUACAGGAUUCGAUUGCUGGAACUGUCAACUCCUGCAACCUGUAUUUCUCUUCCACUAUGAGCAGACCGGCUCUGUUGCCCAGCUCUGUGCCUUUCUGUAGCGUUCUCUUGCUCACCUUAGCCACACAAUGUCUAGCUUUCCCAAAAGUGGAAAAGAGGGAGAUGGCACAUGCUUAUGCCCAGACAGAGCAGUCCCGGAAGAUGGACACAGGUGACAGAGAAAGCAUCUCCUCUGCUCCAGAGCACAUGCCCCAGCAGACAUCCUCUGAAGCUCCUAUGGUACUGUCUGUGGGACCUUCUGUGAUGCCAUUAAAUAAAGUCUUCUCAGUCAACAAGGAACAUCACCUCCCUGGAUCUGGACUUCUGAAUCCUACUGUCCCUGAUCUUCAUUCUUCCACUGAGUCAGCGGUCUCAGACAGUGAACAAGGAGGGCAUGGUCCCAGUCAGCUUGAAGGACUGUCUUCUGAACAGAGACUUUCCAAGGCCUUGUCAAUCAUUGCUGUCCCUUCACCUACUUCUCUUAAUCCUCACCAGGAGGGGCACCAGAGCAUCUCUAGCACCCAGCCCAUUGUAGAAGGGAUCACAGUUGUAACAGGUGACUUCCUGAAGUAUGUGGAUAAUCAGUUGUUUGCAACUGAAAGUCAGGCAGCAGUUAGCUUGGGAAAUACACCUUCAUCCUAUAUCAAUACCAAAGAAAUGCUAACUGCCAGUCCAAGAACAGAGAAAGCUGAAACAGAUGCAGCCAAGAGGACGACUGCCUUUCCUGGGGUCGAUUCCACAGCAGACACAGAGCAUGAUGGGGAGAGGUCCUCGGAGGAAUCAGAUGACAAUGUGCAGACCACUGCCACCACAUACUUGGAGACACCCCCUGAGGAUGUUCUGAAUAUUGAUCCAACAGCUGACAGUCUUCUGGCGGACCUCAAGGUCACAGUGAGUGUCAGCACAGCUGUUCCGGUUUCUUCUGACACAAGUGAUGAGUGGGAUGACACCAAAUUUGAGAGUGUAAGUCAGGCAAGGACCAGAGAUUCGGGAGACCAUGCAGAGACUCGGGUGAGAACAGAGCCAUCACGUGGAGCACAUGAGAGCUUUGAAGGGACUGAGGGGAGCCCCACUUCCACAGAGGUUAACAAGGUGGCACUUUGA
Arvicola amphibius (Eurasian water vole) is the source of this 1290-nucleotide messenger RNA. Its product is annotated as armadillo-like helical domain-containing protein 4. The record is from RefSeq and is a predicted model, not a curated record. The transcript has a single exon. Bases 1 to 1290 code for a protein of 429 amino acids. NCBI's taxonomy places the organism in Eukaryota, Metazoa, Chordata, Mammalia, Rodentia, Cricetidae.